This is a messenger RNA of Blepharisma stoltei, 874 nucleotides long. The record is from the annotation of a GenBank genome assembly. Lineage: Eukaryota; Ciliophora; Heterotrichea; Heterotrichida; Blepharismidae.
AUGCUAUUUUACAUUCAAUAUAAACUCUAUAAAAAAAUCCAUUAUAAAACCAAUAUGACUUCAGAUAUCAAAGUUGAUACAAAUUUUGACGUUCCUUUACACUUAUCUGGCUACCCCUCAGGAGGAUAUAGCUUUAUCCCGUCUCCCAUAAUUUCAUGUGGCACUCCAAUUGAUAAAACCCGGACACAGUCAACCGAUGAGUUUACCAGAAAAGGAAAAAGAAUUUCAACUAAUUUUCUAGACCGUUCCCAAGAUAUCACAAAUAAGCUAAAAAGCAUGACUUAUAAUGAAAUUCCUGAAAAAACUGAUUAUAAGCGGCAUUCCGAAUCAUCAUCGAACUCCAGAUCUCCUGAUAGGUCUCAAAAUUUCUCUUCAAAAAAUAUGAACUCUUCACCACUUUCCCGCAAUUCAGUAUAUUUUUCAUUGCCAUCUUCACCUGCUAGAAGAAAUAGAGAAGAGGAUGCGAAGUUUGCAAAACCCCCAAUCCCUAAACAAAAAACGAACCACAAAUCUUCAAGAUCUCCUCAUAACGCUGUAUUUAAUAUAAUUAAUAUAAAUAAUUUUUCCAGGUAAUUUUAGGAUUAUUUAUAUAUAUGAUAAAUUUAGCCAAAAUAAGUAUAAUUUAAUAGAGUUAAUUCAAGAAUCUAAUACAAAAGACAAUGAUCUUUUAUUGAAGAGAAGAGAAUCACAAUAUUUUUUAUUGAAAGAUGAUCUCAUUCAUGAUAUCAAAACAGUUUCUAAAGAAUACAAACAUAAAAUAAAAAGAAAAUGGCAGCAGAGGUCGAGCCAAGGUGAAGAGAAAGACUUGAUGAAAAAAGAAAUUAAACAAAUUGUUACAGGUUGGAGGAGAGAAAUGAAGAGAUUUGUAUUUUAA